GCAGAUCUGAAAUCCAUACUCCAGAUUUUGACAAAAAGCAUUCCGUACAUAAGGAACGACAGCACAAACAUUCCCGUACAAAUUUCAGAGACUCCUCUCUGGUCAGAGCCUGUAAGUGAAGAAGAAAGGAAUUUGGAAUGGGCUCAAGAUUCUGAAACCAGAGAUUUAGCUGAAGAUUCAAGAGAUUCGGAUGAUCGUGAUGUGGAUUUGGGUACCGCCAUUAAGCAUCUCCAAGAGUUCAUCCCUGACAUCCAGGACAGGGCCGCCACCACGAUCAGGCGGAUGUAUCGAGACGACUUGGGACGGUUUAAAGAAUUUAAAGCACAAGGUGUCGCUAUUAAGUUUGGCAAGUUUUCUGCCAAGGAAAAUAAGCAGUUAGAGAAUAACGUGCAAGAAUUUCUAGCGCUGACAGGAAUUGAGAAUGCAGAUAAGCUACUCUACACGAGCAGGUAUCCAGAGGAAAAAUCCGUGAUUGCCAACUUAAAAAGGAAACACUCAUUUAGAUUGCACAUUGGUAAAGGCAUUGCCCGGCCCUGGAAACUAAUAUACUAUCGAGCAAAGAAGAUGUUCGAUGUCAAUAAUUAUAAAGGCAGAUAUAGUGAAGCAGAUACGGAGAAGUUAAAGGUAUACCAGUCCCUCCAUGGGAACGACUGGAAAAAGAUUGGUGAGAUGGUGGCCCGCAGCAACCUCUCUGUGGCCCUGAAGUUCUCCCAGAUCAGCAGUCAAAGAAAUCGCGGUGCUUGGAGUAAAACGGAAACACAGAAACUAAUCAAGGCUGUGAAAGAAGUGAUUCUAAAGAAAAUGUCUCUCCAGGAGACGGAGGAGGUAGAUUUCAAACUCCAUGAAAAUUCUGCAGGUCGCCUAUCAAUUGUGCGGGAAAAACUCUACAAGGGCAUAUCUUGGGUGGAAGUGGAAGCCAAAGUGGAAACCAGAAAUUGGAUGCAGUGUAAAAGUAAGUGGACAGAAAUUCUAACCAAGAGGAUGACUAACGGUCGAAGCAUGUACCGUGGAGUAAAUGCCUUGCAGGCCAAAAUCAACCUUAUUGAAAGGUUAUAUGCAAUAAAUGUGGAAGAUACUAAUGAAAUAGACUGGGAAGAUCUUGCUAGUGCCAUAGGUGAUGUUCCUCCAUCUUAUGUUCAAACUAAAUUUUAUAAGCUGAAAGCUACCUGUGUUCCCUUUUGGCAGAAAAAGACUUUUCCAGAGAUCAUCGACUACCUUUAUGAGACUAGUCUGCCUUUGCUUAAAGAACUGUUGGAAAAGAAGAUGGGUCGAAAAGGCACUAAAAUCCAGACGCCCAUGGCACCCAAGCAAGUUUUUCUAUUUAGAGAUAUCUUUCAUUAUGAAGCGACAGUGAGGAAGAAGACAUAGAAGAGAAAGUUAAGCAGGGGUGACU
Carlito syrichta (Philippine tarsier) is the source of this 1393-nucleotide messenger RNA. It is a transcript of the gene TTF1, whose product is annotated as transcription termination factor 1. Lineage: Eukaryota; Metazoa; Chordata; Mammalia; Primates; Tarsiidae. The coding region runs from base 283 to 1368 and encodes 361 amino acids. The transcript has 10 exons. The record is from RefSeq and is a predicted model, not a curated record.